UUCUAUGCAUUUUUCGAACAGGUUGCAACUUAGUCACUCGAUUAACCUCUUGUAGUUUGCAGGAUUGCAUCGGCAGAUUCUAAAAUCUUGCGUUCGAAACUAUUGCCAGAAUGGCUCGUAAAGAUAAGCACGAGUCUCUCGCAGAAGAGUCGUCUCAGACUCAAGAAACUGUGAGCCCGAACAGAUCAUCUGCUCAUGGCUCAUUGAAGAAAAGUACGAGAUCGUCUCAGUCACCUACUCCUAAAAAUGCCAAGUUUGCCACUUUGUCUGAUCAACUGGCCAACAUGGGACUCAAAUUGAGGAUGGUUCUCGGGGAUGGGAACUGCCUGUUCCGUGCUCUUGGAGAUCAGCUGGAUGGGAAUACAAGGAAGCAUCUUGAUUACCGAAGACAAGCCGUUGAACAUAUGAGAGAAAAUCGAGAAUUGUUCGAGCCUUUCAUUGAUGAUUCAAUUUCAUUUGAGCGGCACGUCUCAUUGCUUGGAGAGCCGGGAACACACGCAGGGAAUGAUGCGAUUGUGGCCUUUGCCGGGUUUCACAAGGCUGUUGUUGUUGUCCAUCAGCUGAAUACGCCCUUGUACCAUAUUGCUACCCAAGGAUUUGAUGACAGCCGUUCACUGAAAGAGUUGCAUGUCGCUUAUCAUAAUGGAGAACAUUACGACUCCGUCAGGAAACUUCAUGAACCCGAUGGUUUGGAAGUUCCUGCCUGCAUACAUGUGUCUACCAUCAUCAGGAAUCCUACCGUUAAGCAGGGAAUAUCGUCUGUUUCGGACGAUGUCUCGGUCCGUUAUGAAUUGGUCACACUGAAGUCGAGGAUAUGGGAUGAGGAUGGAUCCGGUCGUCGGAUCUUCGGGGAUGAUGCAGCUGAUGUUGCGGUUACUUUUCCACCGGAAUUCCGUCGAAGCUGCGAACGGAACCCUGUUUCAGAGCACGAUUCCACGUGGCAUAAAAAUUAUCUCGUGUCAAUGAAGUAUUAUGAAGCAGAGCAAACUCAGACUGACGGCAGGCCGUGUGCAGGAUUGAGAGCAGAUUUGAAGCGGUGUCUUGCGGAAAGUGAUUGCGUCUUAAAGCAAAAGAAAACUCCGUUGGAGUGUUUGAAAAGCUGCGACCAAAGUGUCUCAGAAGAGUGCCACGUGCUUAGACGAGCCUUCUUCGAGUCGGAUGAGGUGACACUUAUGUUUUGCGUGUGUUCCAGUUGGAUAAUCGUGUACGAUUUAGAGGUCGCCGAGGGUAUUGAGAUGUUUCAAUCGACUAAGCGUUUGGAGCAAGUCAACAUUGCUGGCGUUGAGAGCAGUGUUUCUUCGAAAACGUUUAUACUCCACGGAGAGACGCACACGCUUGGGAACGCUUUGCGAUGGAUGAUUUUGAAAAAUCCUGAUGUCAAAUUUUGCGGCUAUAAUAUUCCUCAUCCUACCGAGCAGAAAAUCCAGCUGAGCAUUCAAACGACCGGGGUGCCAGCAGAAAAAGUGCUGAAGCGUGGCUUAGAGGACUUGCAUCAAUUGUUCGGACACAUUCUGAAUACGUUUGAAGUGAAGCAGGCGUUGAAGGACAUUCGCCUGAGUGCUGCCAUAGCUCCUCGCUCCAUUACCGAUUUUCAAUUUCGAAAUCUUUCCGGUUCGCGCGUUCGUAUAUACUUCAUAAGUUCCGCGUACCCUGGCAAGGGUAACACUAUUGUUUCCACUGAUGUCGACGUCGGCGGAACGGGUGACUGUGCCAACCUCCAGUGGCUUCCGCUGCUGGAUCCGUCAUUCCAAGCGUCAGCUGCGAAAUGUAGCAAGCAAGAGAUGAACUUAUCCGAUCGGAAGAAAAUAAUUUCCUGGGGCAUAUCUUCGUAUGAAUUGCAUCCGUCGGGUAGAAUUCUUUUUCCUGCCAGUGCUCGCAUUUUCCACUGUCCCUCUAGAGAUGACAGAGUAGGGAUUACACCAAGUGAGAUCGAUAUUAAUGGUCAAACUGCGACAAAUGCCGAGAUGUGCCCGAGCAACCCGAAUCUUGUUGCGUAUGUGUUCGGUGGAGAUAUUUGGGUGAAGAAUCUCAACAAGCCCGACGCGGUUCCUCGUCUCGUUACGCAUAGCUCAAGACAGGAUCGUCUUGCUGGAUAUCCGUCGUUUGUUAUGCAAGAGGAAUUCGAUCGUUAUCGUGGGUUUUGGUGGCAGCCGAUCUCUCAUGAUGGGAAAUAUCGUAUUCUUUUCGAAGAGGUGGACGAAACACAGGUGGAGACGUAUACGUUUGGAUGUGCAAUGAAUGUCGAUGACGCUGGAGACGAUUAUAAAUUUCCGCGGGCGGGAACAGCGAAUGCAAAGAGCGAGUUGAAGUUAGUCGAGUUCCGCCUCGACGUUGAUCACAUCACUGGUGUGAAGGUAAAAUGUCUCAGCCGAAGUCUCGAAGAGGACUUCCCGGGCUUCGAGUAUCUAGUCAGGGUCGGUUGGCUUCCAGAGGGCGAUUUCAUUUGGGCGAAGUUGCUGGACCGACCGCAACGAACGCAAACAACUGUGUUAAUAUCCCUGCGCGCCUUCACGGACUGCGCCGAGACCGGUUUCCACGAAUCCGAUACCAAUGCAAUUCCUCCAGUGCAUUGUCAAGUGUCAUCAUCAUCCGGGUGUUCGAAGGAAAACGGAGUCAUGGAGCUUAUGAAUUUGACUGCACCUCACUGGCUCAAUGUGGACGAUAUCAUGUUCUGGUUUCCACGAGAGAAAGAUUCCACGGAUUUAUGUUUCAUUUAUGCGUCAGAAGAAUCUGGAUACAGGCACUUGUACUUAUCAACUGCGGAGGGAAAGUUGAGUGAGGAGUCUGUAACACCAAGCGAAGAAGACUGUGAUGAUGAGAUGCCCUGUUGUGACGACGUGCCCACGCCGUCCAGGUGUCGGAAGAGGAAGGUUUUAGAGAACAAAAUCACGAGACGUACUUGUGUCUGUCGUGCGACGCCUCCUUCCGGUGAGGAGAACCCAAAUGAGGAAGUCUGGCGGCAAUCAAGCAGUACUCCAUCGUACGCCUUGACGUGGGGAAGCUGGGAGGUCGCAGAAAGUGAGAUUUGGGUUGACGUGUUGAACAGCCUUGUCUACUUCACUGGUUUCAAGGAUUCGCCAUUAGAGCGUCAUUUAUACGUUGUUGCAAUUGAUGACCCUGGGCGAGUGAAGCGGUUAACAGCAGCUGGGUUUUCUCACUGCGUGGCCGUGCACAUUUCCCCGACUGCAACCGUCGUUGUGGACCUGUUCUCGAACACUGCGACUCCUCCCAUGUGCCAAGUGGCGAGUGUUGCGUGGGACGCAAAUACCUCGUUUGGGGGAAAAUCGCAGAAGGUCGACGGGCUUGUGCUUGCCCUCCGUGGCUACAUCCAAGGACAUGAAUCCGUCGCGCAAUUUGUUGAUCCGAGUUACGAGCCGCCGGAAAUAUUCUCUCACAGAAUAAGGAGUGGCGAAGUAUUGUAUGGAAUGAUGUUCAAACCACCAGGAAUGGUGCCAACUCGUAAGUACCCGACGUUGCUUGCUGUAUAUGGAGGCCCGAAAGCUCAGCUUGUCACCAAUAGCUUCAAAGGAACUGUGGAGAUGAAAGACCAAGUUGAAGUGAUGACGUGGCUUGCAUCAACUCGAUCCUACAUUGACACUACUAGAAUAGGUGUGCACGGAUGGUCGUAUGGAGGAUAUCUGUCGUUGUGUGCUCUCAUUCGUUAUCCCGAAAUUUUCAAGGUGGCAAUUGCAGCCGCUCCAGUUACCUGCUGGCAUUUGUAUGACACUGCCUAUACGGAACGUUACAUGGAUUUGCCCACCGUUAAUCCAGCCGGUUACAAAGAAGGCUCCAUAUUAAGCAUGGCGCACAAGCUUCCUGAUGAGGCGAAUCGACUGCUUAUAAUUCACGGUUUGAUGGAUGACAAUGUGCAUUUCUCGCACACAACGCAGUUGAUCGAUGCCUUAGUCAAGGCAGGGAAGCCAUAUCAACUUCAGGUUUACCCCAGUGAACGUCACAGUCUUCGACAUUUCCGCAGCAAUGAGCACUACGAAGUCUCCAUGCUGCAUUUCUUGGAGCAGCACCUGAUUAUGGCGGGGGAGGAACCGUGGGCGAUGGAGGAGGAGAUUGGUUGUGAUAUUGGUACGACGCUGGAAGCAGCGACUUACCACGCAGCCUUGAAUGUGAUCAUUGUAGCUGGAGAGGACAGAAAGCUGCACGUGAUUGAUGCGAACUCAGACCUUAUUCUGCACUCCGUGGUUCCUCAUCGUAAUAAUGAUGGGACUGGCAGGGGAAAGAAGCCUAUGGCGCUACAAUAUAUACCUGCGGUGAACAAAUUACUUGUUGCGGAAGGCAGAACUAUUGGCGUGCGGUCGCCGCACAAAGGCGCAAUUUUGCUUGAUACUAUUUUGCAAGCAGCGCAUAAGAAGACGGGCGAAGGCAGUUCGAAGCACAGACAAGUUCGGAUUGAGUUACUGGCGCAUCAGGAGGCAAUGGAACUGACGAAUUUUGUGGCGACUUUGCCGACGACGUCGAUGCGGUUACACGUUUUCAGCGAGCUCCAACGACGUCUAGAGGCUCUCCGAAAGGCCGUCGCGCGGCGUCCAGAAAUGUUCAACAAGUGGACAACCAUAUGUUUAGACCUGAACGCGGACGAUGUCCGAUCCCUCUGCAAGAGCUGCAUGGACAGCUGGAAAAAUAACAAGCAUGAUUCUUCCUCGCUCAGCAUACUAACAGCAAUGACGGAGCGUGUGGAAUGGAUUUGUCCCACCGACGACGAUCUGGAUGAGCCACGAAUGUGGAGCGAAAUCGCGCGAAGAGAGACGUUUUCUACCUGGCCUCACAUGGACUAUAAGUGGGCGAUUCCAGAGAAUAUGGCCCAGGCUGGGUUUUUCCACGUUCCCAUGCCGACGGCGCUUGACAAGGUCAUGUGUUUUUACUGCGACGUGUGUUUGCUGGCCUGGGAUCCCAGUGACGACCCGUGGUCAGAGCACGAGCGACACUCUCCGCCGUGCGCGUUUGUAAAAGGAUCUGUGACACCAAAUGUGCCGGCAACGUUGCUGGAGUCAGCUGGACCUGCCAGGAUUUCAUGGCAUUGGAGAGAUAAGUCUGAAGCAUCCGAUGCUGAUCGUUCUGUCAUCACCCUGGUGUCUGAACCGACUGUCGACCUUGACGCGUCGGUUGCACACUAUGUCGCGACCGGCACGCGGUCAGGUAACAUCGUUGUUUGGAACACACGUGAUUCGCUCGAGCCUUUGUUGGAGUACCCCAUAGAUCCGAAGAAUUUUAUUGAGGCAACGACUCGUGGGGUAGAAGAUGCUGUAUAUUUUUCCGACAGUCGUCGCGGAUUUCAGCUUGAAAGCCCGUCGUUGUCGAAUGAACUGGAGCUUGCUUCGGUUUCUGGUGGCUUAUUUUCGACGAUGGUGAAGAAUAUGGAUACUCUUGAGCUAACAGCCCUGGCUGUGUCGGCGCUUCCGAAUGCAGGAAAUUCGACGGAAAUCGUUGGCCCUGUUCUUUUUGCUGGCGUCUCAUUGCCGACGUUUAGUCAAGAAACUGAGCGAAACGAGGAGUCCGGUUUGACAUAUAAUAUGCGAUGCGGACGCUAUGCCUAUUUACUCGCACAUGACCUGAGUGCCGAAAAAGGGUUUGGUCGAGAACGGAAGUCUGAGAUAUCGGAACCAGUUUCAGACGUCAACACUUUAGCUGCCAUUCUUGGAACGGAUAAAUUAUCUGACGUCGACUGCAUAGAAAUAGAAGUUGAAGGAUCCUCGAAUGAAUCAGAUGAUGCCAAGUUCAUCAUUCCAGUGGAGACUGUUGAGGAGUCGGAGGAAGAGGUUGAUUCGGAAUCGAUGGAUGUGCCUGCAGCCAGUGAACCAAUCAAAGCGCAGAGACAGUAUAUUCAAUGCGGUUUGGUGAAAGUCCCAUUGAGCUUACGUUGUGAGACUGAGGGUCUGGUUUUUGUGAUACAAGAUGUCAUGCAUAUCGUCUCUGCGUCAAUUCUGUUGUUGAAUCUUGUUGGGUACGACGAAGUAGUGCAAUCAGCGGAUGAGCCAUGGUGGGAAAUGGAAACCACUUUGGGUUCUCCGAAGUCUUCCUUGUUGCUAACAUUGUCUUGCGGAUUGUACGACGGGAAGCUGUUCAACGAAGUUCCUGUUGCCGAAAGAUAUUUCGGAACUCCAGAUGGUGUUGUUUCGUCGAUUCACAUUCCAAGCGCAUUUGAGGCUUCCAUUGGAGAAAGUUGGUCUAACAUCGAAGGCGGGGGCGUUGUUGUGGGUGCCAAAGGUGGCGCCGUUAACAUUCUGCGUACUUCGGAUCUCGUCGCCUUGAAAACUAUUCAACUGUCGAAACCGGACAUCAUGUCGAUGUUCUUUUGCCAUUCCACAAACCGGUUGUGUUGCGCCACGAAAGGCGGAUCUCUGCUCUAUCUUUCCUCCCGCACCUGGCAGCAAGACGACGGCGCCACGCUGGAAAACGGGGAAAGAACCGCUGCCGCCGCCGCCAUUCGGGAAAUGUUGGUGAAGGAGGACUUGGUGACCAAGGUAAUCCCGGAAGUGGCGGAAGCCAUGAACUGUGAAAGAACUUUGCCUGGAAUGAGCGUCGUUUUGCCGACCGGUUGGACAGAAUCGGAUGCUCCUUGUUCGAUUCGCCGCGAUAAUGAGAAGGGACAGGUCACCGAUUCUGCGGCAAGAACCCAGUAUAUUAUUGUUCCAGAAUAUGUCUCCUUCAAUCCCACGACUCAGAGAUACGGUCAGCCAUUGAGACGGUCGUUGGCUGAAAAAUACCAGAAGAGAGAAUUCUACAAUCAAAGUCCCAGACUGUCAGCAAUCGAGCACACCGUGUUCGAGAUUACGAUGCCUCAGUGCCGUUCGAUAGGCUUUGUCGAAGUUGGGUUCCAGAUGAACAAACUUGAUCCCAUGCCGGUUGUGCAGGCGUACCUGCUGAGAAAUUCGCCAAAGACUGGAAGUCUUUCUUCAAAGAAGCAACUGGAACAAACUCUGGAUACCGUGUCAAAACCGUCUUUCUUGGAAGAUAAUUCUGACGAUAUAGUUUGCGGUCCCGUGGAUGUCAAUGAGUUCUUGGACGUCAAAUUCAUGGGAGGGGUUAUUACGUUUGCUAGUCCGCAGUUGGUUGCGAACAAGCUUAGACAUCUUUGCAUCGUUUUGAGAGCGAAGCAUCCGGUGACCAACGAUGCUGCAGACGGGGAAGGAAAAGAAGAUUCCUCCGAAGCAGCAGAAAAAUUUCCCGCUGACCUUAUUCGAGUCAGACAUGAAGAAAUAGUUCAUGCUUUUCAGAAGAUUUAUAACAAGUUUAAUACCCUCAAGACCAAGAUUACGAACGACUCGAAAACCAAUUCUUUCGCUCUUUCAUGGGUGAACCAGGUUUCGAUUUCGAUUCACGACAUUUAUAUUACACUGCGGCCAGAGCAGGCAAUCCUGCGGGCAGCGUUGCUACGUUCGAAGGGAUUCCACGAUCGGCUCUUCGUGAUUCUCUUCUCGGAAGGAAACCUGUCCGUCAUUCAGUGGGCAAUCGAAAUGCUUUCAUGGAUUUGCGGCACAACCUGGAUCUCACCGAAGUUCUGUAGUGCUUCAGACGUCACGGCGUGCAAUGAUCUAUUGCAGAACCUCACACAGAAUUUGUCAAGCUUUGUAGAACACUGUGUUCUGUUGGCUUCACGAUCUGUGAGCCACUACGCAGCCAGGAUCGUCGCAUCAGCUCUUAUGUAUCUCAAGUCAGCUGGAGACCAAAGUAAAUUUGACGCUUUCGGCAGUGCCGUGUGCAAUGCCUGGGCCGAUCGACUGUUGAACCUGGGAAUGAGCCCGAGUGCUGGAAGUCUAAACUGGUUCUUUGUUCUGCUGAAUCACGUGAAACCGACUGAUUUAGCGAAGACAAUGGAUUCGUGCAUCAAUGCCCUGGUGCACUUCUCCGGACAAAAGUCUGCCAAGGAUGACUACGUUUCACAAAUUCUUCGAACCAGAUAUGGGGUCUAUGAGCAGCCGGAAAGCGGAGAAUUGUAUGACUUACAACUCGCCAAAAUUCCUGCUUUUUCUUUCGAAACUGUCGGUUUAACUCUGCCAAGUUUUAACCCUGUUGACAACGGCCACCACUCCAGCAAAUAUUCCAAAGGAGCAGAAUUUCCGCGACCAAUCUGCGGAGAACUAAAAUCUGCAGUCAAGUCUCCAGAAAUGAUCAGAAUGAGGGAUUACGAACUCGGAGACAUUUUUGAUCUUUGGAAGGACGACAGCCCAAGCAAGAGUUCAUGCGGCAAGCUGAUGACGUCUGUGUUGCAAAGGAGUUCAUUUGACUUGUUCGCAGGCUUGAUGGAAGUUGAGCCCCUGUCCUUCAAUCUUGUUGGCUGUAGCGAGGGAACUCGGUUGGAAAAAAACGGUGAACCUAUUGGCCUGAUUCCCGUUCCAUCGACUGAAGUGGAACAUAUCUACCACAAUCAGAAAUUAACGUCGAAGCCGGAGAUGCCCACGAGCGGAGUUCCGAAGAACGCUGAACCACAGGACGAAGGAAUGAGUCCUCAUGAAGCGCUCUGGACAUGGGAGCGAUUACUGCGAGAUGCAAGCUUCAACAAAUACGUGAUGGUUGUGGACCGUUUGCAGCCGGGCGGGAAUCGCUAUGUAGUCCUCGAUUUCGGCCAGCCAGUCUACUUGACGGACAUUUUCGUCCCGCCGUACGCAGAUGCCAUUUGCUUUUCCAUUGAAGGUCUUGCUUCUCCUUCGCGGACGUCCGGAACUCCGAUUGUCAAGGCUAACGACAUGAAGUCGAAUGCGAUAGUACUUGCUGACAUCUUGACGAGGAUUCCGUAUCGGUAUAUAAAGGUAUCCGUUAGUGCUGCAUCGAAGUUCAGAAUCCCGAUCGGAAUAUACUUCGGCACUUCGUUUCUAAUGGAUCCUCUGGAAGUCAUUCCUCAGGACGAAAUGGCUCGUUUGAAAUCGAAGCUCGAUCUUGUGCGUGCUGCAUCGGCUGAAGUGUAUUGCCACUAUCAGAUGUCUUGUAAACGGCUGGAGAACGCGGUAAUGGAAAAAGUACCGAAAAGUACGGGAAAUCGUGACCACUUGCUGCACUUCUUAACCCGCCAUAGCAACCAGAUUGCCGCGCACCCGCAUCCUCUAAGUGCGGCUUGUGCAGAUGAAGAUCAGCUUGUCAUGUCUGCUUACUGCGACUGUGCACAAUUACGACAAAAAAUGAGUAUUUUGAGGGGGAUUGAGCAUCGCCUGUCCGUCAGGCUUGGUGCUGGAAAGCCAUCCUUGAUGCGAGCUCGAGCAAUAUCCAGUGGUGCAGAAUGUAGUCCUCGAACGGAUCAUCUGAAAGCUAUUCUACAUCAUCUGAUAAUCUGUGCGUGUUCAACUGCUGGGCACUUGAAACAGAUGAAUGCCAUUAAUUUGAAGCCAUCCGUAGAAAGGAGGAAAGUGUGUUCACUUUUGUUCGACCGAUUAUGCGUGUUGGGAUGGAGUGGAAAAGAGCAAGUUGGCGUUGUUACGCUUCUUAUCACUUUGUUUGAGCGUGAAGCGUGGUGGGGAGAUUUCCUCUCGGAUGCCCUCUGCCACUACUUCUCGAACUAUCCGAAGCCGUUCCCUCAGGAAAGAGUUUUUGCGCUGCUGGCCAUGAUGGGACAGCAAUCAGUUCGCAGCGGGAAUUCGGGAGUGAUUUUGCGGUUAUUGAGCAAGCUGGGCAAUAUUUUGAGCCAAGAUGGAGAAAUCAGAGGAUGGGUGCUUUUGUAUUUGUCAGUAUGCAUGAAUUUUGUAUCGACCGCGACGGACUGCGAUUGUUGGGACUCAGGCUCGGAUGACCGACACGAAAAUUUUUGUAAUGAAGGGAAGAUUCAGCGGAAGUCAGGAUUCAAUUUCCGUCGAAGCAGUCGGUGGUCCUUUCUUUUUGGAGACGGCGUGUCAGGUAGUGAGGCUGUGAGUGCCUGUGCAGCUGCUUGGCAAGGCCGUGGUUUGAAGCGUAGACAUGCGAUUCGCGGGCCACCGCAGUUGCCGAAAGGAAAAUUCAACGAUGCCUUCAUGAAGAAGUCAUAUUCCACUGCUCACAAGAGAUAUCUGCAGUGUUGUGGAGACUCCCUCGAAAAUGGCGAGAGCGUGCCACGUAUACCAGAAGAAUUAUUUUCAUCGGUGAAAGACCAGCCCGAUUUAAAUUUACCGAAAGAGAAAUGCGUUGCAGCUUGUCGCAUUUUGAUCAACAAUCUUAUUCCUUUGAACCCCGCUGUUGGGAUGGAUUUAUUCAUGCUCGGAUGCCAGGUUUUGGCAUAUUUGGCGAAAUGUUCAAGUCCCAAGCUGCGUCUGGAGGAAAUCAUUACGCAGAAUCAGUUGGAUGAACUAUUGGGACUGGCUGUGGCCAGCGUUGGAACUGUGACUCAAAAACCUGGUACCAGUUUCCCCCCUGGACUUUUCCUGCCGAAACCUCCGGCUGGUGAGCAUCUUUCUACAUGGAUGUCCUACACCGUCGUCACUCUCCUGGUCGACAUUCUAGAAGCGGAUCACGAGUCAUGGGAUUCCACGGACGAGCAGUUUCCUGGAAUAGAUGGAAUGACGUCGUUUCACGGGAUCGUUCCUGAUAGUUACGCGAUUGAAAAUGACAUUCUCGACGCUCACAGUCAAGCCGUUGAAACGGUGGAGAAAAUGCUCGAAGAUAAUGCAAAAAGCGCCUCUUUGGCCUGCCAGGAGAAACUUGUCAAAGCCUUUGUUCAGUGGCAUUUGAAAGAAGAUCAGAGAAAUACCACCUCUGAUAGCGUUGAAGGAGUUUCUCCGCUUACAGCUGAUGAUCAAUCCACUGCAACUGCCAAGUUUUGCAGCAGUGGUAUGGUUGGGCGAGCAGGCUUAAAUGGCAUAUCCACCGUUUCUUCAUCCAUUACCCGGCCCGAGCCCCAUCUUCUUCGCAGCACGGACAUGCAUCUUCUGAAUAUGUCCGUUUCUGGGUUCGGAACUCAGAUUACCCACGGAUCCCCCUUUUCUCUCCUGAAAGUUCCUCCGGUGCAAUUAAAAGUAGAUUCCGUACCUACUUCACGGGCGCCUGAACCCCGAAGGCCUUCGAAAUUAAACAGUGUCCAUAUGCUGGAUACGUCUUUCAAGAAGCUCUUCGCCCACGUGGACAAUGCUGGGAUUUCUGCGGAAAAACUUUUGCUCACGUGGCUUUCGGUUAAUCUGAAUCUUGCUGAAUUUGCUGGGGAGCAGAAGCGGAGCACUGGCGCGUCAACUGGUUCCAUCGUGCGACCCGUGAUCUUGAUGACAAACAGCGCUCUGUCGGCGCUCCUGUCUUUUGUGAUAAGGAAGCAAACUGUGUCGAAUCGUCUGUGGUCACUUCUGUUUCAAGUCCUUUCGAUGACCGCAGUUCAAGAAGCGCCUGAAGAUGAAACUAUUCACGGCGAAAGUGCUUCUUGGGGCUCUUUUGUUCGAGACAAAAAGUUCUUCUCAUUCAUGUUCAAGUUUUUGUCCUACGUACCGUUCACUUGGGAAAUGAAUGCUGGAAUGGACCGUGGAAAAAUGGAGAUGGGGAAAUGUGUUUUGGAUGCAUUCAUGCGAUUGAUGAAUUGCCUUUUGUCGGUGAAAAUCUUUGAAGAUCGACGAGAUGGUCGCCAGUCACUAAGGAGGGCCUUACUUCAGCUUACAUUGGAGUUGAUUGAAGGUCCGAUGCAGCUGGGCCAAGGACCCUUGGAUGCUCAAUUUGAAUUCUUCAGGCUGGUGAAGAAGCAGAAUUACGAUGGACACGACUUCGAUAUCAUGGUUUCGAUUAUUGAAGCAUUUGCGACGUUGGCCGACAAAUUGUUGCAAAAGGACUCGGACUCUAUGCUCUGUCUAUUGCGUCCCGGAAUGCGUUUCGUUCAAACUUCGGAGGUUAAGCGAGUGGGGUCCACUCAUGGGUUUUUGCCAGUUUCCUCUUAUGGCUCUGAAGUGACUUCGAAUCAUGCGAAACAAGCCAAGAUAAACCGAUCUGGUUACGCUGCGUCUUUGACCGAAUUGCUGGUUUUGCUGGUCUCAAUCUGCAGCAACUUUCUGUUCGUCACGAAGUCUUCCUCUGAUGAGUUUUCCUCUCAGCACCAGUCACAUCCGCAGCCAGAUUCCUCGCUCACCGAUGCUUCGAAAAUGGAGCAGUUGGAUGCGAGUGACGAAGCCUUGACCGACGAAAGCAAAGCUGCAGCUGGCGCAGAUCCGCGGGAAAAUUGUUCCGUGGAGGUUUGCCACGUGGUCUUGUUUCGCUGGCCAACCGUGCUCAAGUUGUGCGGGAUUUUGGCACGUGUUUUCGAAGCACCUGAACUCAGAUCCAGACCAUUCCCGGAAGAUCAAGAAACAUUCAUAGAAAAGUUGAAACGGUUCAUGAUUCAUAUAUUUUCGAGGAAAGUACCGGAAGGUUUGCAGGCUAUUCAGCGGUACCUUGAGGGAUCUUGUGGCCCGGGACUUCCAAAAUCUCUGCCUGUGAUGUCUGAGGCUUUAGUCGAAGUCUUCACCGCCUCAAUAUGUGGCUUGGAGGUUUCCAAGAAAUUCUACGAGACUGGUGGCUUUGAGAUUCUUGGAAAGAGCUUGAUAGCUGCUUGGGAUGAAAGUUCAGUGACGUGUGCUACACAGCCCUCAAUAAUGCUGCAGCAAUGGGUCAGUAACAGGAACGUAAGAAAAAUGCAAGAGUCUCUUGGAUGUGACCUGGAGGUCGAAAUGGAUUCUAGGUCUAAUCAUGGCCUCGUCAACAUAGCCCCAUUAGCAACAAGUGUGAAAUGUGAUAGAGGCGAUGGUCAGUCUCCGAGCCUGCUUGUUCGUAGUGUCGCGGCGCAUCGUCGCUCUCGAACCGCGAACUGGAGUUAUACGUUUUCGGAUAGCAAGAACAACUGUGUCGACAUUGUGGUGACGCUUCCGAAUCCUGUGAUGAUUUACCAAGUUAUCGUUACCCCUCAAGCUUCCACCUUCAGCACUUGUCCAUCUAAAGUGGAGGUUGAUUUAUUGGCGGUUUCGUCGUCUGUUGGGAAUGGCUGGGUUCCUGUCGGAACGGCGUUCAACAAAUCAGGGUCGAUGGCCCUUCGUCUUGACGUGCAACCGGCGCGAGUAGCCUCUGUCGUUUGCAUUCGCGUGUAUAAGCCCAUCGACGGAAACGUCGUCGGACUAACGCAGCUCAAGAUCAUGGCGUCCCCAGGAUACGCGAUGACCAACGACACUAUAUCUGACAUCGAUAGAAACUGCGGAAUGGGAUAUUUUACGUUCAUUGCUCACGUGAUGCAAGAACUGCAAAAUUCCCUCUCCGAAGACGAGGAACUUGGUGAUUUUGAACAAGCUGCCCGUUUAUCGGAAUCCGUUGCCUGGCAAUUGACACGAAUUCCGAGCUUCUUGAAAACGUUGGGAUCAGUGUUGAUCGCUACGUCACAUCCGGCGACCGACCGGCGCCUGUUCAUGCAUAACGUACCGUGCCUUCUUGUGCCUAACGUGAUGUAUAGCAUAUGCUCGUUCACUGACGUGAGUGUGGUGAAGCAAGUCGUGGGCAUAUUGCUGGACGCCAAACUCCCAACCGUCUCCACUGCUGCUGAAAGUGUGCGCUGGAAACCAGAUUUAAUGGUCGUUCAAUUUUUGGAGAGACUGAGCAGAUGUUCAGGAGCGAUUAUCUCUGAAGAAGAAGCGAGGCUGUGUGUUUUGAAAGUGAUGAUGGACUGGGUGGCCAGUUGUUCGAAGUCAGAAUGCGAGGUAUUUGCAAACAAGACGCACGGUGUUGGGCACAGUUCUGGUCAACAAGUUCCUGCAAGUUAUGUUCAUUGUCUCUCUUGUAUACUGUGGCAUUACGUGGACUGCCCUGAAGAGGUUGUCAGAGAUAGGAUUACAGAGAAUUUUGUCAGAUGCGUUUACGAUUGGAGCGUGAUCGUGGAAGGAGAGUUGAAGCAAGCGCUUUUAUUCUUGCUCUGUGCAGCGGUCGCUGUGGAACCGAGUUGCUUAACCAAGAUUUUGAUCAGGGCACAAUUGGUGAAUUCCGUCCGAAUUCAUGACCCAAACGUGGCUUCGAGCGACGAUAGCAAAGGUAUUGCAGUCCAAAUGGAAGACCCGUUGACUGAUGAUGUCAAGUCGAUCGCCGAAGAAGUAGUGCCGUUGAUCGAAACAGUUUUGCUUGAACCAUUCAGCAGUAAAACGAGUGUAACUCAAAUGAUGUCGAUUGGCCUAAUAUGCUGCUCGAAAGUGGGUGCCGAGUUUCUGGAUGGAAUCGGACUUCUUCAACAAAUUCUCGACUACAUUAUACUGUUUUGCGAGCAAUCGUUCUGUCGCGGGCUUUUGUCACUCGGAGAGCUCGAGCAACUUCAUUCUAAAAAUUACUAUGAACUCCCGUCAGAAGAAGAGUUGGAAGGAGGAAAAUGCUCGGGAACAGUGGUCAUUGCAUGCUUGGAGCUGCUGAAAGCGUUAACCUCAACAGGAGCCGAUGGCACUGCGAAUAAUUGGCUCGCCAGUGAAAAUGGUUCAGCCUUUUGGCAUAUUUUAAUCAUUUUUCUACUUCGAAUGUCGAUGUCGGAUAGCAGAAGUGAAGUGCGGAGUGCCACUGCUGCCGUGCGGGAAGAAAACGGCACUUCGUUGGAGAAGAUGGAGUCAUUAUCUCUGGAACUGAUUCAAAAUUCUACUUGGGGGAGCGUGAAGAACUGUGAAGUAACAGCAGCUGCGAUUGUGGAUUCCUUGGAGUUUAAUUUCAAAAACCCACCAGAGACUACGUUGCUUGCUUUCGGAAUAUCCGGCUUUAUGAGACGCCUAUUGCUGGAGGUCGUUCUGCUUCGUAAUACUUUCUUAAUCCAUCUACGCGUCAAGGAUUCCUGGAUUCAUGAUGACAGCCUCGGCUACAUACAAAAGGAAGACUGUUGGGAUGUUGAGCGUCCUCCCAUUAUCACUUCGAAUUUGUCGAAACCGAUUUCACAUCCUCGGUUUGGCACCGGAAAGUACAACGUUUUAGCGCGUGUGAGAUUGGAUAGCACUUGUGCUGAACUCCAAUUCAUCGUUCCUGACUACUAUGACAAACCUGUGUGGUGGGCUUUUGAGAAUGUGUCAAGUGGGUUAUGGAGUUACGAGCAGCCGAAAACACCAGCAAUCAACAUGUGCCCUGAGCAAGAUCAAUGCGAAAAAUUAUGGCGGGAAAGUCGUCAAGGAUUCAUCGAUCAUAAAAUUAAAAGUCGGGAUGUCCUCUGUGGUCCAACCGAGAAAUCAGGCGAAGCCUUGAUGACGUACCGACAGGAUUCUCUUGGCAAAAGAAAUCUUCCUGAGCUACUGACUUUUGGCCAGUUGUUGGCUGCUUUGGAAAUCCGAGACGGCUGCCAGUACAAUCGAUAUUUAACGAUUCAUGUUCGAGUUUUCAGUCGGGAGAACCGAACUGAUAGCCGUGUUUCCGCUGACGUCCUCGCCUCACCCGAAGGUGGCGAAGAGGAGGAUUCCGCUCAAAAUCUCCUCGAACUGAAGUCGAUUCCCGACCUGUUCGAGUGCUUCACAAAGUGUGGGGGACUCGGUGUGCUCGCGAAACAACUUCCUCUCAUGAACACACUUUUGUCGAAGGUAACGUCGUCUGUUCAAAUGGACAUUAAUUCUGUACCGUCACUCAUCACUCUGCAGGGAUUAAGCGCGACAGCGGUGCCAACAGUAGCUCACGGUGUCAGCGUCGUCAGCAAUCCUGAUCAGGCGGCUCAUAUGAAGGCCACCUUUGAAGAGACUUAUGACGAGGAGUUGAUGCUUGAAAAUUGCAUGGAGGAUAUGCAGCAAAACGUUAUUUUCCUCCCGAUGUCGGUGGCCCAAGCUGGCGGGAAGACCGGUCCUGGUGACUUCUUCAAAUCGAAACCUGCUGUACUCGCGGAACGGGGAAUGGGCUUCAGCUGGGAUCCCGUGGCGUUCCCUCCGCAUAUCUUGUCCCUUAUGGCUACAUUCCUCAAACUACAGGGAUAUGCCGAAUUCUUUACGAGGAACAAAACGAAGGCCCAUUGUUUACUACGACUCGCUCUGGGUGCAACUGAGGAUGCCGCUGGAAACGUCAUCAUCCCCACGCUCGAAUCCACGUGCGAGCAAUUCACCUUCGACGGAGAAAGCACAGGAGUGGCAUUUUACCCAUUCCAGAUGAUGAAAGAAUUUUUGCUGAGCCUCCCUUUGCAUACCGACGACGGAACAUUGACUCGAAAGGCGCUGAUGGAAACCGGAGCGCUGAACAUGAUUCUUAGCUGCAUGGCUGUGCUGUCACAUUCCAAUGACUCUGGCAUUGUUGUUUCUGGAAAGCUCGACGAGCUUAUCUUGGGCGCACUCAAGGCGUCAAUCGCGUCGUCCGGAGAAAAAUCGCAAGCAACGCGAUCAACUGCGAGUUCGUCGUCGCAAAACAUGGUGUACUAUGUACCUUCAGUAUACGUGCCUCCAUCUCCAUCGACAAACCAGGACCCUUACCAAUCCCUCCAAGUCUCCAUGUCGAAUGCGGUACAAACAGCUAAGAAACUAUCUGGACUUCACAAGAAAAUUUCACCUUUCCUGGCGAAUUCCCUGAAAAUGAUCAAGGAAACUGGCUACAAAAGCCUCAGCAAGACGGAGGCCUCUGAUGCGCCGUCGACGCCAAUUUUCGUGAUGCCAUCUGCUCCAAAGAAACCCGCUGACGCUGGGUUGUAUUGGGCCAAGGGUACUGGAUUCGGAACCGGGAGCAUGAUGCAAUCUUGGGAUGCGGACCGGGCAUUUAAACGGCUGGAAUCGCGGGAAAGGCAUUUGGCGGUUUUGUUUUCCUGCCUUGCCGCCUUCUUGAAACCUAGCGUUAAAAAGGAUGAUUGGGGAGAGGAAUUUGGCGAGGAACGGAAAGGAAGGUUACCCGAAGAGUUGAGUCGAAUGUUGGAGCAAUCUUGCCUUAGUGAAGCUAUCAAAGCGUACAUGCGAAAUGACUCAGUCCUGGAUAUGGCAAGACACGUUCCAUUGUUUAUGAGCGUUCUUGACCUCUUGGAAGCCAUCGCCGCUACGGAUUCACUCGUUCAUCUCCUACUUCCUGACCCAUAUGAUGUUACAAACUCUGGGUCUCAUAAUUCCAUCGCUGCAUUGCUGGAGAAUAUGCAUAAAUGCGUGGAUACAUAUGUUAAGACGUUGAGAGCAUCCCAGACUGCGACGUCAAAAAAUACGUGCUCAGUUGGAGUUGGACCGAGGGAAGGUGUUUUCGAUCAUGCGUCUACUGUUGAAGGGUUGAUUCUUGACGCUGACGAUCAAGGCUUGGCAUUCCUCAUUCCAAAAAUUUUGAAGACCGCCGAACUCGUCAAGUGUGUGACGUAUUUUGAUGACGCAAUCGAAGUUCCGGUCAUGGACUUCUUGGAUGGAACAAUGUCAAUGGAUUCUUCCCCUCAUCUCGGCGAUACGCUACGUUUGACCCCUCAACUCUACGUCAACGCGAUGCGGCCACUGCAGUUUCGGGAUUUUGAAAUCAUGAAGGAAAAUGAAGACGAACCCGGGAAAAUGCGGUUCAGUGUUCCGUUUCACUUUGAGCGAGACGCCACUUCAUCGAUGGCCACUGGAGCCGCCGGGCAAGUGAACAGUGGGCGACUCAAGCGACUUGCUCAAGAGAUGGUCUCACUUUCGUCCGCUCUGCCAUUGUCGUAUUCAAGCUCGGUGUUUGUGCGCACGGAUUCAGAUCGCUUGGAUGUCAUGAAGGUUUUAAUAACGGGACCUGACGAUACUCCGUACGCAAACGGAAUUUUCGAAUUCGACGUGUUCUUUCCCAUGGACUACCCGAACUCACCGAUGAAAGUUCACUUGCAAACAACGGGAAAUCACACCGUCCGAUUCAAUCCCAACUUGUAUAACGAGGGUCGUGUGUGUUUGUCAGUACUCAACACAUGGCACGGACGUCCAGAGGAACGUUGGAAUCCGCAAACAUCGUCUCUCCUACAAUUAAUCGGUUUUGUUGCCACCGUGCGCGGCCUUCACGGUACGGUGGUCGGCUCUCACGCUCGAGACCCCGGUUCGAGCCUCUUCGACGGGGUCGACGUGUGCCUCACGGAGCUCGGUAGCCUGUCUCUUGGCUUGUCUGUGUCAUUAACAGAAUUCUCUUCCGCUCGAUCGCGAAGGCAUGUGCAGUGGGUGACUGGGGUAUUGUAUAUAACCCCGUCCCUCAUGGUCUUGUAUUCGCCGCCACCUGCGCGGCGUACCCGGCACGGUGGCGGACUCAGGCGCUACACACCCCGGUUCGAAUCUCUCACCGGGGUUGACGCGUACAUGCACGGGCGUGGAGGUUCCAGACACCUCACGCCAUUCGCACGAGCCCCCAAAGCAAAAGCGAGUCCGAAAGUUCCUCAUGGGACGACGGGCGCGCUUUUGUCACUUAUUUAA
This is a messenger RNA of Notodromas monacha, 18218 nucleotides long. The record is from the annotation of a GenBank genome assembly. Lineage: Eukaryota; Metazoa; Arthropoda; Ostracoda; Podocopida; Cyprididae.